Messenger RNA from Hypanus sabinus (Atlantic stingray), 2681 nucleotides. RefSeq lists its product as uncharacterized. The transcript is spliced from 6 exons. Lineage: Eukaryota; Metazoa; Chordata; Chondrichthyes; Myliobatiformes; Dasyatidae. Gene Ontology annotation, biological process: response to bacterium. The coding region runs from base 1 to 1476 and encodes 491 amino acids. The record is from RefSeq and is a predicted model, not a curated record.
AUGGCCUGUUUCCAUGCUGUCGUUGAGACAAAGGAGAUUGUGCAGUUGCUGGAAAUCUUGAGGAACGUACAUAAAAGGUUCCUGGUUCAAGGAAGGAUUCAUCAGUCGCCAGCCUUGCUCAGGGUCCCAGCGGGGGCCAGCGUGGAACUCGGCUGCUUCUUUGACGAGCCGGCAGUAGCGCCGACCAUGGCUGCUUUCCAGUGGGACCUCCCCAACGGGAGGCUCUACCACGUGCUGCCUGCCGGCAAGGUUGGGGGCAGAACCAACCGGCGUGUCCACCUCCGGGCAGAGCUGAAGGCGAGGAGCAGCAGUCUGAGCAUCAGGAGGGUCUCCUCUGAGGACGGUGGGCUCUAUGUGUGUGUUGUCCAGCUUCUGGAGCCAUUGCCCAUUGUCCAGAUGAAUGGAAUAGCAACUCAACUUUGCAUCAUCCCAGGUAUUGGCUGGGCACAGUCAUAUUCCACCUGGUUCUACAUGGGACUCCCGCCUGGGGCAGAAUCCACUCCAGUCCCGGGAAGAGUUUCCCAGUCCCCUGCCUCCCUCUCGGUGAGGGAAGGAGAGGCCGUUACACUGACGUGUAUCUUACAGACAACGGCGACCGAAGUGGAGGGGAUAUCGUUCAUUUGGACGUGGGGAACUUCUUCAACCACCUGCUCCACAGUGCCCGGCAUCAGCAGCAGGUGGCAGUGUGCCCCGGUUCCCGAGCCAGGAGUCCUUAUCAAAGCUGAUUUGCAAACUAAAUCAUCCGAGUUCGGCAUCACCCGGGCUUCUCUGAAUCACAGUGGGACUUAUAAGUGUGAUGUUGCAAUCACCAAAUCUCUGGCAAGGGUAAUUUUACAUGGAAAUGGAUCGACAUUACUGGUGGAAGAGUCGCCGCUGACGGUCUCCCAGCUGCCCUCCCUCAUCACAGCGCUGGAAGGAGAAGACGCUAGGCUGACCUGCAGCCUCCAACGAGCGGUCGCCGAUGUGAGGAACCUCAGCUUCACCUGGGUCAGCGAGAGGGCUGAGGUGUCCUGCACCGUCGCGGUCCCCGGACGGGAGUCGAACCGGUGCAGCAGUUGGGAUGGAAGGCUUUCCGUCACGGCUCACGGCUGGAAUAAAUCCUCGGUCCUGACCAUCAAGGAAGUUUCUGUCCCGGACAAUGGUACCUACAGGUGCGGGGUUACACUCCUCGAUCCCCCCGGAAAUGAGACGGUUUAUGGAAAUGGCUCUGUGCUGUUGGUCCUCGGUGAAUUGGAAUCUCCAGGGACCAAUAAGUCUGAAGAUCUUCGGCUGCUGCCUGUAAACACAGACUGGGAGACGCCGAAGAGACGGAUGGAGCCCUGGUUCUUCAGCUCACUGUUGUGCACGGUCGUGCUGAGCCUCAGCGCAGGACUCGUCUUCUCCUACUGCACUGCGAGGAGGAAUCCUGCGACGGACCCAGCCAGAGGCCAGGAACACCGUAGCAAUACGGACACUUCCUCAGAAUCAGUUCUGUAACGCCAAGACAGCACAGAAAUGGCUUCUGGCCCAUUGAGUCCAUGUCGACCCUAGAACCAGACAUUUAUACAGAUCCUAUACUAAUCCAGUUCCCCUCACAUUCCUGAUAAUUGAGCUGCCACCAGAUUCCACCCCUCAACCCCUCUCAAUAUGUUGUACAGGGAGCUUCACUCUGUGUCUGAUACUGGGAAUGUGUGAUGGGACAGUGUGGAGGGAACUUCGCUCUGUGACUGACCCUGGGAGUGUGUGAUGGGACAGUGUAGAGGGAGAUUCACUCUCUGUCUGACCCCGGGAGUGUGUGAUGGGACAGUGUGGAGGGAGAUUCACUCUCUGUCUGACCCCGGGAGUGUGUGAUGGGACGGUGCAGUGAGAAGUUUACCCUGGUCCCACUUCCUUUUCUCUGUUCUAAGAGUGAGUGGUAGAGUUGUAUUCUGUGAGUUUAAUGUUGUUCACCCAGGAAUACUCCCAAUGAGUGGAGGCUCUUGGGAAAGAGGAGAGCUAAAACAGGGAGACCACUCAGGGUUUUGGAAUUUGCAUCAGCAUCAGACCAUUAUUAUUGUCAUAUGUACUGAGUCACAGUGAAAAUCUUGGCUUGCAUCCUGUUCGUACAGAUUGUACAGAUCAUUCACCUACAGUGCAUCGAGGUAGAACAAGGUAAAACAAUAACAAUGUGUUAUAAAUUACUUGAAACAUGCAGUGUACAAUAAAGGGCAAGAUCACAAUGAGGCACAUUGUGAGGCCAAGGGAUCAGUUUAUUGCUCAGUCAAGGGUCUGAUAACAGGGGGAUGGAAGCUGGUGGUACAGACUUUAAGGGUUUGUACCUUCUGACUGAUGGAAGAGGGGAGAAGAGAGAAUGUCUGGGGGAAGUGCAUCUACCCGUCCUCAUAGCCCGUUAGAGCAAUCCCUAACAUUUCCCCGAAUCACUUUCCAUAGACCACAGACAUAGGAACAGAAUUAGGCCAUUCACUCCUUCGAGUCUGCCCCGCCAUUCCAUCAUGGCUGAUUUAUUAUCCCUCUCAACUCCAUUUCUUCUCCCUAUAAACUUUAACACUCAGACUAACCAGGAACCUAUCAACUUCCAUUUUAAAUAUACCCAAUCACUUGGCCUCUACAUUCCACAGAUUCACCACCCUCUGGCUAAAGAAAUUCCUCCUCAUCUCUGUUCUGACAGAUGUCCUUGUAUUCUGAGGCUGUGCCCUGUCAUC